AUGGGCAGCUCCCCGAGUUGCGAGAAGGGUCACGGUCGCCUCCAGAGAGAGUUGGCGAGCCAUGGAAUCGCUGGCCUGUUGCCCCUGAUUGCGAAAGCAAUCAAGGGCGCCAAGGACUGCCGGGGCGCCGUAGUGUCUUCCAAGGACACAAUCGCAGCCCUCAUCAGCGAACUGAAAGCGUUACAGUUCAAUAUCAACAAUCUACGGGGACUCCUCAAAGACGACACUCUCAGCAGUGGCAGCAUCAUGUUUUCGCGAACUUCAGUACUCUUGUCGUGCUCCUCUGCAUGCGAGCCGACGCUGCAAUCCCUCUGCAGGAAGUCGGGUCAACAAGACAAUGGCAGGAGGAGCCGCUAUCUCUGGCCCCUCAGCGAGAAGGAACAUCAAAAGACGGUUCAAGGAAUUCGAAACUUCUCCCACCGGAUGCAUUUGGCCCUUUCCGUGGACGGGUGCAGGCUCCUGUCGCAAACAUCUGACGAUGUUCUCAAGGUGCUAGACCAGCAGCUGGACCAUUACACAUACCGUUCAGGUACCCAGAAGCACAUGAUGGAGAACUCGCUCGCCCAACACCCUCGAGACCAAGUAUUGGACUGGAUAUCAACGGUCAAGUACGGCCAGAAACAUCAAGCCCUGCAGGCAUCUCGAGCCAAGGACACUGGGCACUGGAUCCUGCGCACCUCCGAGUGCACAAGAUGGCGCGAUGGGCAAGAGCGGGACCAGUCCAAUGUGCUGCAGUUCCUCGACCAGCUGCCAACGAUUCCAGGUCUCGUAUCUAGCGUUUACAACGACACCCACCUGAGAGGACAACUUCCCCAGUCCGACUGCGAAAGGCUCUUUGCAGCGCUAGUCAAAUUAGGGCGUGCGUACUUAGUUGUCGACGCCCUUGAUGAGAGCUCUUUGAAACAUAGAUCCUCAGCCUUGCGCACCUUACGGCACCUCAGCCAGUUUCAGGGGCUCCGGUUGCUGGUCACGAGCCGCCCGCACACCCAGGAUAUCGCCGCCACCUUUGCGCACCACCCUCGUCUCAAUAUAUCGGCCCAGGAGGAAGACAUCAGGGUAUAUAUCCACCAAGAACUGCAACGUAACGGUUUAUAUGACGUAGCAGACGACAGGUUCGUCGGUGGAAUGGUCCAUAAGCUCACAGCAGGCACCGACGGAAUCAAGCCGAACAUAGGAAUGGAGUCUCUGAUGUACCUCGCUCAUGCGGUACGGCCCCUGACCGUCCAUGAGCUCAGCGAUGUCCUCGCGAUCCAUUCAGGCGACAACCUCGGCAACAAUGCGAAGUACCGCCCGUCCGAGAGCAUGAUCCUCCAGUGCUGCCAGGGUCUUAUCACCAUCGACACAGCCACCAAGGAUGUCCGGGUGGCACAUCACUCCAUCCAAGAGCAGAGGACGAGAUCGAAUAGCAUCUCACGGACCGCCCGUUUCUGGGUUACGCCACCGAACCCCGAGGUGCAUGGUCUCUCGACCGACCUCUUCUCCUCGACAAGCGCCAUAACUACGGCAAACCAAGUGCGCCAGUACAGCGUGGGCCGUAGAGAGGAGUACUGGAGCGCCGAGGAGUGCCUCAGCUUGACUCCACUGCACUUUGCCUGCCGCCACGGCCUGGCAUACACCGUUUUGGAUCUGCUUGACCGUGGUGUCUCCGACAUCAAUGUCCGAACGAAUCAAGGCGCUACUCCGAUCAUUUAUGCGGCAUCCAACGGCCACGUCCCCAUCGUAAGGGUGCUCAUGGAGCGCGGCGCCGACCCGUACCUAUGCAACUGGUACGGCAACGCGCUACACUGUGCCAUCGAGAGUGGUUCAGCAGACGCCGUACGAGAGCUCGUCGUCCGCGGGAGGAUGGAUCCCAGCCGGCGUCCCCCAGGAUACAAACCAUAUCUAUCCUGUGCAUUCGAUCAAGACUCGGCUGAAGUUUCGAGAUGCUGCAUGCUUGAGCCCCUCUUCCUUGAAGCAUGUCGCAACGUCUGCCCCCGGAUUGUCGACCUGAUGAUUGAGCACGACUGGAUAAACCUCAGCAACAUGCGCUCGGAGAUCGGGCAGAUGGCACUGUACCUGGCUGCGGAACGGCGAGACCUCGACCUUGUCAAGCGGCUGGUUCAGGCUGGCGCCGACGUCCACUCGCUUGCUGAUUGUGACGACUUUGUCCAGGACUGGUUAUUGCAGCAUUAUCCCCGCUGCCCGUAUUGGAAGAAGAAGCUUAUCGAGCGGGGAUAG
Messenger RNA from Parathielavia appendiculata, 2217 nucleotides. RefSeq names its product ankyrin. The record is from RefSeq and is a predicted model, not a curated record. Bases 1 to 2217 code for a protein of 738 amino acids. Gene Ontology annotation, molecular function: protein binding. The transcript has 8 exons. NCBI's taxonomy places the organism in Eukaryota, Fungi, Ascomycota, Sordariomycetes, Sordariales, Chaetomiaceae.